UCCUGGCUUGCAGUAGAUACCGCCCCAUCAGUACACCGCUUGUCUGCAUCUUCUUCUAUACAUUUAAUUCUCUCCUGCUCUCAAAAUACCGUCAAAUCGAUAAGAUGGAUGCGUUGAUGCACUCCAUAUUCCUGAUUCCUUCUUUAGUUAUAGCUCGGAGGGACUUGGGUAUGAGUGACAUCUAGGCAGUUGACGAUGGAGCGACGUCAUUCGUGUUCAAAGUCAAGUUGAUGGCCACAUGAUGUCAGUCUCAUUUCUCGUAUAUAUAUAUAUCCAGGUCAAUCGCGUCGACUCCACAUUCACCCCUCAAUUAUCCACCAUGGCUACCAUUCUUGACCCUUAUACCGCAAAGGCCGAAAAUAAGGACCUCACCUCCCAACAGAAAAUCGAAGGACUUCAUGAGAUCGUACAAUCCGCGAGGACUGGUAUGCUCACCACAAGGUCUGCAGAUGGCCAUCUCCACUCUCGCGCCAUGAUGCCCUCCGCUCCUUUCAGCGGAACUCAGUUGGUUCUCGCCUUUGUUGCCAAUAACGCAAGCCACAAGUUUGAGGAAAUUGAUAAUGAUUCCCACGUCAACGUCAGCUUCUUCAACACUGACACUACGAGCUGGGCUUCCUAUUCUGGAAGAGCCAAAGCCGGCCGAGACAAGGAAACGAUUGCGAAACAUUGGUCUAGUAGCUUGUCUGCUUAUUUCGGUGACCUCGGGGACGGUAUCCACAAGGGCGAUGAAAAUGACCCUCGUAUCUCCAUAAUUGAAGUGAUCCCCGAAGAAAUCAGGUACUGGGUGGCGACCAAGGGGUCCCUAGGACGCGCUAUUGAUACCGCAGUCAGCGCUGUCACCAAAAACUGCGCGGCACCCGGCGAAUUGAGGACUAUCUCAAAGCCAGAGAUUCAGCUGACACAGCGCUUGCAAUCGACGUCCCGAAUUUACUGUCGCGUUCCAUCGGAAUAUGAAGUUUCGUGGAUUUGGCCGUCAUGUACUUUUAGUAACAUAUGAAUCCUUUACGAGUUUGCCUUGUGGCGCAUAUUUUAUAAUUCUUUGAAGGGAAUCAUCGCAAACUGGUAUCAGGACAUGCGCGUGUCUAUAACUUUUAUAGCAGACCGAGUAUUGCUCAAGAAGACGGUUUCACGAUCCGCAGUCGUAGAAUGAACU
This is a messenger RNA of Guyanagaster necrorhizus, 1153 nucleotides long. RefSeq lists its product as uncharacterized. NCBI's taxonomy places the organism in Eukaryota, Fungi, Basidiomycota, Agaricomycetes, Agaricales, Physalacriaceae. The coding region runs from base 239 to 997 and encodes 252 amino acids. The transcript has 7 exons. The record is from RefSeq and is a predicted model, not a curated record.